Molecule: messenger RNA, 660 nt
Organism: Ipomoea nil (Japanese morning glory)
Lineage: Eukaryota; Viridiplantae; Streptophyta; Magnoliopsida; Solanales; Convolvulaceae
Product: putative late blight resistance protein homolog R1A-3
Exons: 2
Coding region: 141-521 (126 amino acids)
Biological process (GO): protein folding
Molecular function (GO): alpha-tubulin binding
Source: RefSeq, a predicted model, not a curated record
UUGACAGUCUUGUUCAUUUGAGUUUGCUUGAGAGAUUGAAAUUUGAAAGGAGAAAUGUGGAGGGCUUUUAUCUUCCAACCGCUCUUCGUCAGAACCUUAAGAAGUUGACACUUUGUAAUACUUAUCUUUCGUGGGAGGACAUGGACAUUAUUGGAAGGUUGCCAAUGCUCGAGGUGCUCAAACUUAAAGAGUUUACCUUCUCCGGUCCAAAGUGGGAACCAGCAGAUGAUGAUGGCUUUAAGGGAUUAAAGCUCUUCCUAAUUGAACGCUCAGAUCUCAAAUGCUGGAAUACAACUGAUGAUCAUUUCCCGGUCUUGGAACGCUUAAUCCUAAGAUUUUGCUUGGAGUUGGAAGAACUUCCAAGUGAAUUUUCAAAUUUAAAUACACUACAACUAAUUGAGUUAGAAAAUUGUUAUCCUAUUCUGGUGGAAUCUGCAAGGAAAUUCAAGAAGAGCAGCACAGCUAUGGUAAUGAGGCACUUGUUAUUCGUGAUCUUGGAGCUAAGAUUAAAUUGCCAAUGAAGGAAAGCUGUGAAAAUGCAUGAAAGUGAAUCCUCUGAAGAAAAUGAAAGUGAAUGAGGAGUUUGAUGAUAUUGGGGGCGUUUGAGGAAAACUGGUUAAAGCUGGGGAGGUAUGCCCUACUCAAUGAAUAUGUACUGAU